Molecule: messenger RNA, 10491 nt
Organism: Pezoporus flaviventris
Lineage: Eukaryota; Metazoa; Chordata; Aves; Psittaciformes; Psittacidae
Product: mucin-19-like
Exons: 1
Source: RefSeq, a predicted model, not a curated record
AUGAGUGCCACAACCACCUCCAUUAAUGCCUCCACAUCAUUCUCCACCUCUGGAGCCACCUCCAGUGCUGCGACCACCAAUGAGGUGACCUCAACCAAUGCCCCAAACUCAACAGCAGAGCCUCCAACCUCCUUCUCCACCUCUGGAACAUCUUACACCGCUGUCACCUUCACUGAGGUGACGCCAAUGUCAUCCACAGCCACCUCAAUGGACACCUCCACGCUCUCCUUCACCUCUGAAGUCACCUCAACUGAUCCCAUCUCUACAGGGGUGACCUCCACAACAGCUCCAACCACCUCUGUUGAUGCCACCAAGAGCUUCUCAACCACUGGUGCCACCUCCUCUGCUGUCACCACCAAUGAGUUGACCUCCACCAGUGCCCCAACCACCUCUAUUGAUGCAUCCACCUCAUUCACCACCAUUGGAGCCACCUCCUCUGGUGUCACUUCCAUAGAGGAGACCUCCAUGACAGCCACAACCACUCCAACAGAGCCUGCUACCUCCUUCUCCACCUCUGGAUCCUACUCCUCUGCUGUUACCUCCACACUUGGGACCUCCACAGCAGCUCCAACCACCUCUAUUGAUGCCUCCAGCACCUUCUCCACCUCUGGAGCCACCUCCUCUGCUGCCACGUCCACUGAUGUGACUUAUACAACAGUUCCAACCAUGUCAGAAGCUGCCUCCACGAUGUUCUUGACCACUGGGGCCACCUCAACUGCUCCCAUGUCCACACAGCUGACCUCCACACCAUCCCCAACCACCUCUGUUGAAGCCUCCACAUCAUUCACCACCAAUGGAGCCGCCUCCUCUGCUGCCACCUCCAAUGUGAUGACCUCUACCAAUGCCCCAACCUCCACAGCAGAGCCUCAAACCUCCUUCUCCACCUCUGGAACCUCUUCCACUGCUGCCACCAUCACUGAGGUGACUCUGAUGUCAACCACAGCCACCUCAAUGGACACCUCCACUCUCUCCUUCACCUCUGAAGUCACCUUCAGUGCUCCCAUGUCCACAGGGGUGCCCUCCACAACAGCUCCAACCACCUCUGUUGAUUCCUCCACAUCAUUCAGCACUACUGGAGCCCCCCCCUCUGCUGUCACCACCAAUGAGUUGACCUCCACCAGUGCCCCAACCACCUCUAUUGAUGCAUCCACCUCAUUCACCACCAAUGGAGCCACCUCCACGGCUGUCACUUCCAUAGAGGAGAACUCCAUGACAUCCACAACCACUCCAACAGAGCCUCCUACCUCCUUCUCCACCCCUGGAGCCACCUCCUCUGCUGCCACCUUGACUGAAGUGUCCUCCACAACAGCCCAAACCACUUCUAUUGAUGCCUCCAGCACCUUCUCCACCUCUGGAGCCACCUCCUCUGCUGCCACCUCCACUGCUGUGACCUCUACAACAGCUCCAACCAUGUCAGAAGCUGCCUCCACGAUGUUCUUGACCACUGGAUCCACCUCAACUACUCCCAUGUCCGUAUUGGUGACCUCCACAACAGCCACAGACAUCUCUGCUGAUGCCUCCACAUCAUUCACCACCAAUGGAGCCACCUCCUCUGCUGCCACCUCCAUUGAGAUGACCUCAACCAAUGCCCCAACCUCCACAGCAGAGCCUCCAACCUCCUUCUCCACCUCUGGAACCUCUUCCACUGCUCUCACCUUCACUGAGGUGACCCCGAUGUCAACCACAGCCACCUCAAUGGACACCUCCACGCUCUCCUUCACCUCUGAAGUCACCUCCAGUGCCCCCAUGUCCACAGGGGUGCCCUCCACAACAGCUCCAACCGCCUCUGUUGAUGCCACCAUGAGCUUCUCAACCACUGGUGCCACCUCCUCAGGUGUCACUUCCAUAGAGGAGUCCUCCAUGACAGCCACAACCACUCCAACAGAGUCUUCUCCCUCCUUCUCCACCUCAGGAUCCUACUCCUCUGCUGUUACCUCCACACUUGGGACCUCCACAGCAGCUCCAACCACCUCUAUUGAUGCCUCCAGCACCUUCUCCACCUCUGGAGCCACCUCCUCUGCUGCCACGUCCACUGAUGUGACUUAUACAACAGUUCCAACCAUGUCAGAAGCUGCCUCCACGAUGUUCUUGACCACUGGGGCCACCUCAAAUGCUCCCAUGUCCACACAGCUGACCUCCACACCAUCCCCAACCACCUCUGUUGAUGCCUCCACAUCAUUCACCACCAAUGGAGCCGCCUCCUCUGCUGCCACCUCCAAUGUGAUGACCUCUACCAAUGCCCCAACCUCCACAGCAGAGCCUCCAACCUCCUUUUCCACCUCUGGAACCUCUUCCACUGCUGCCACCUUCACUGAGGUGACCCCGAUGUCAACCACAGCCACCUCAAUGGACACCUCCACGCUCUCCUUCACCUCUGAAGUCACCUUCAGUGCUCCCAUGUCCACAGGGGUGCCCUCCACAACAGCUCCAACCACCUCUGUUGAUUCCUCCACAUCAUUCAGCACUACUGGAGCCCCCCCCUCUGCUGUCACCACCAAUGAGUUGACCUCCACCAGUGCCCCAACCACCUCUAUUGAUGCAUCCACCUCAUUCACCACCAUUGGAGCCACCUCCACGGCUGUCACUUCCAUAGAUGAGACCUCCGUGACAGCCACAACCACUCCAACAGAGCGUCCAACCUCCUUCUCCACCCCUGGAGCCACCUCCUCUGCCGCCACCUUGACUGAAGUGUCCUCCACAACAGCCCAAACCACCUCUAUUGAUGCCUCCAGCACCUUCUCCACCUCUGGAGCCACCUCCUCUGCUGCCGCCUCCACUGCUGUGACCUCUACAACAGCUCCAACCAUGUCAGAAGCUGCCUCCACGAUGUUCUCCACCACUGGAGCCACCUCAACUGUUCCCAUGUCCACAAUGGUGACCUCCACAACAGCCACAGCCACCUCUGUUGAUGUCUCCACGUCAUUCUCAACAUCUGGAGCCACCUCCUCUGCUGCCACCACCAAUGAGAUGACCUCAACCAAUGCCCCAACCUCCACAGCAGAGCCUCCAACCUCCUUCUCCACCUCUGGAACCUCUUCAACUGCUGUCACCUUCACUGAGGUGACCCCGAUGUCUUCCACAGCCACCUCAAUGGACACCUCCACACUCCCCUCAACCACUGGAGCCACCUCCAUUUCUCCCAUGUCCACAGGGGUGACCUCCACAGCAGCCCCAACCACCUCUGUUGAUGCCUCCAGCACCUUCUCCACCUCUGGAGCCACCUCCUCUGCUGUCACCUCCAAUGUGAUCACCUCCAUCAGUGCCACAAUCACCCCAACAGAGCCUCCAGCCUCCUACUACACCUCUGGAGCCACCUCCUCUGCUGCCACCUCAACUGAAGUGACCUCCACAACAGCCCAAACAAUGUCUAUUGAUGCCUCCAGCACCUUCUCCACCUCUGGAGCCAUCUCCACUGCUGCCACGUCCACUGAUGUGACCUAUACAACAGUUCCAACCAUGUCAGAAGCUGCCUCCACGAUGUUCUUGACCACUGGGGCCAUCACAACUGCUCCCAUGUCCACAUUGGUGACAUCCACAACAGCUCCAACCACCUCUGUUGAUGCCUCCACGUCAGUCAUCACCAAUGGAGCCAUCUCCUCUGCUGUCACCAAUGGGAUGACCUCAACCAAUGCCCCAACCUCAACAGCAGAGCCUCCAACCUCCUUCUCCACGUCUGGAACCUCUUCCACUGCUGUCACCUUCACUGAGGUGACCCCGAUGUCAACCACAGCCACCUCAAUGGACACCUCCACGCUCUCCUUCGCCUCUGAAGCUACUUCCUCUGCUGUCACCACCAAUGAGGUGACCUCAGCCAAUGUCACAACCACUUCCAUUGAUGCCUCCACAUCAUUCUCCACCUCUGGAGCCACCUCCAGUGCUACCACCACUAAUGAGGUGAUCUCAAGCAAUGCCCCAACCUCAGCAGCAGAGCCUCCAGCCUCUUUCUCCACCUCUGGAACCUCUUCCACUGCAGUCACCUUCACUGAGGUGACCCCGAUGUCAUCCACAUCCACCUCAAUGGACACCUCCACGCUCUCCUUCACAUCUGAAGACACCUCCAGUGCUGCCAUGUCCACAGGGGUGACCUCCACAACAGCUCCAACCGCCCCUGUUGAUGCCACCACGAGCUUCUCAACCACUGGAGCCACCUCCUCUGCUGUCACCACCAAUGAGUUGACCUCCACCAGUGCCCCAACCACCUCUACUGGUGCAUCCAUCUCACUGACCACCAUUGGAGCCACCUCCACGGCUGUCACUUCCACAGAUGAGACCUCCAUGACAGCCACAACCACUCCCACAGAGUCUUUUCCCUCCUACUCCACCUCUGGAUCCUACUCCUCUGCUGUCACCUUCACUCUGCAGACCUCCACAGAAGCUCCAACCACCUCUAUUGAUGCCUCCAGCACCUUCUCCACCUCUGGAGCUACCUCCACUGCUGUCACCUCCACUGUGGUCACCUCCAUCAGUGCCACAACCACCCCAACAGAGCUUCCAGCUUCCUUCUCCACCUCUCGAGACACCUCCUCUGCUUCCGCCUCCACAGGAGUGACCUCCACAACAGCCACAACCAUCACUCUUGAUGCCUCCAGCAACUUCCCCACCACUGCAGCCACCUCCUCUGCUCCCAGCUCUACUAAGGUGACCUCCAUGUCAGCUCCAACCACGUCAGAAGCUGCCUCCCUGAUCUUCUCCACCACUGGAGCCACCUCAACUGCUCCUAUGUCCACAGAGGGGACCUCUACAGCAGCCCCAACCACCUCCACUGAUAAUGCCACGUCCCUGACCAGCACUGGAGCCACCUCCUCUGCUCCCAGCUCAACAGGGGUGACCUCCACCAAUACACCAACCUCAACAGCAGAGCCUCCAACCACGUUGUCCACCUCUGGAACGUUGUCCACUGCUGUCACCUUCAUUGAGGUGACCUCCACAACAGCCCCAACCACCUCUAUUGAUGCUUCCACGAGCUCCUCAACCACUGGAGCCUCCUCCUCUGCUGUCACCACCAAUGAGGUGAUCCCAAUGUCUUCCACAGCCACUCCAAUGUACACCUCCACACUCUUCUCCACCCCUAGAGACACUUCCUCUGCUGUCACCUCCAAUGUGGUCACCUCCAUCAGUGUCACAACCACCUCAACAGAGCCUCCAGCCUCCUCCACCUCUGGUGCACCCUCCUCUGCUCCCUCCAUCACUGAGGGCAUCUUCACCCCAGCAACAACCACCUCCACUGGAGCCAUCUCAACUGAGGUGACCUCAACCAGUGCCACAACCACCUCUGCUGCCUCCACGAUGUUCUUGACCACUGCAGCCACCUCAAGUGCUCCCAUGUCCACAGGGGUGACCUCCACAACAGCCCCAACCACCUCUGUUGAUGCCACCACGAGCUUCUCCACCUCUGGAGCCACCUCCACUGCUGUCACCACCAAUGAGCUGACCUCAAGCAGUGCCCCUACCACCUCUAUUGAUGCAUCCACCUCAUUCACCACCUUUGGAACCACCUCCACAGGUGUCUCUUCCAUAGAGGAGACCUCCAUGACAGCCACAACCCCUCCAACAGAGCCUCCUACCUCCUUAUCCAGUUAUGGAACAACCUCCUCUGCUGUCACCUCCACAUCAGGGACCUCUACAGCAUCUCCAAAGCCCUCUAUUGAUGCCUCCAGCACCUUCUCCACCUCUGGAGCCGCCUCCUCUGCUGUCACCUCCAAUGUGGUCACUUUCAUCAGUGCCAAAACCACCUCUGUUGAUGCCUCCAACUUAUUCACCACCAUUGGAGCCACCUCCAAUGCUGCUACCACCAAUGAAGAGUCCUCCACCAAUGCUCCAACCACCUCAGCAGAAUCCUCUACCUCCAUCUCCAUCCCUGGAACCUUUUCUGCUGUCACCUCCAUCCAUUUGACCUCCACGGCAUCUCCAACCAUCGCUGUUGAUGCCUCCAGCACCUUCUCCACGUCUGGAGCCAGCCCCACUGGUCCAACCUUCACUGAGGGGACCCCAACAUCUUCCCCUGCCACCGCAGGUGCUUCCACCACCCUCUCCAUGACCACUGCAGCCUCUUCCACUGGUGUCGCAUCCACUGAGGUCACCUCCGUGAGUGCCACAACCACCCCAGUCGAUUUCUCCACCGCCUUCUCCACCACUGGUUCCACCUCCAGCCCUCUCACGUCCACACUGGGGACCUCCACCAAUGCCCCAACCUCAACAGCAGAGCCUCCAACCUCCUUCUCCACCUCUGGAACCUCCUCCACUGCUGCCACCUUCAGUGAGGUGACCUCCACAACAGCCCCAACCACCUCUAUUGAUGCUUCCACGAGCUCCUCCACCACUGGAGCCUCCUCCGCUGCUGUCACCACCAAUGAGGUGACCCCAAUGUCUUCCACAGCCACUCCAAUGGACACCUCCACACUCUUCUCCACCACUGGAGCCACCUCCUCUGCUGCCCCCUCCCAUGUGGUCACCUCCAUCAGUGCCACAACCAUCUCAACAGAGCCUCCAGCCUCCUUCUCCACCUCUGGUGCACCCUCCUCUGCUCCCUCCAUCACUGAGGGCAUCUUCACCCCAGCCCCAACCACCUCCACUGGAGCCAUCUCAACUGAGGUGAGCUCAACCAGUGCCACAACCACCUCUGCUGAUGCCUCCACGAUGUUCGUGACCACUGCAGCCACCUCAAGUGCUCCCAUGUCCACAGGGGUGACCUCCACACCAGCCCCAACCACCUCUGUUGAUGCCACCACGAGCUUCUCCACCUCUGGAGCCACCUCCUCUGCUGUCACCACCAAUGAGCUGACCUCCACCAGUGCCCCAAUCACCUCUAUUGAUGCAUCCACCUCAUUCACCACCAUUGGAGCCACCUUCACGGCUGUCACUUCCAUAGAGGAGACCUCCAUGCCAGCGACAACCACUCCAACAGAGCCUCCUACCUCCUUCUCCACUUAUGGAACCACCUCCUCUUCUGUCACCUCCACACUGGGGACCUCCACAGCAUCUCCAACCACCUCUAUUGAUGCCUCCAGCACCUUCUCCAUCUCUGGAGCCACUUCCUCUGCUGUCACCUCCAAUGUGGUCACCUCCAUCAGUGACACAACCACCUCUGUUGAUGCCUCCACCUCAUUCACCACCAUUGGAGCCACCUCCAGUGCUGCCACCACCGACAAGGUGACCUCCACCAAUGCUCCAACCACCUCAGUAGAGCCUCCUACCUCCAUCUCCAUCCCUGCAACCUCCUCUGCUGUCACCUCCAUCCUUGUGACCUCCACGGCAGCUCCAACCACCACUCUUGAUGCCUCCAGCACCUUCUCCACCUCUGGAGCCAGCUCCACUGGUCCAGCCUUCACUGAGGGGAUCCCAAUGUCUUCCACAGCCACCUCAGGUACUUCCUCCACGCUCUCCUUGACCACUGCAUCCUCUUCCACCGGUGUCACAUCCACUGAGGUCACCUCCAUGAGUGCCACAUCCACCCCAGUCGAUGUCUCCAGCACCUUCUCCACCACUGGUUCCACCUCCAGCCCUCUCACGUCCACACUGGGGACCUCCACCAAUGCCCCAACCUCAACAGCAGAGCCUCCAACCUCCUUCUCCACCUCUGGAACCUCCUCCACUGCUGUCACCUUCACUGAGGUGACCUUCACAACAGCCCCAACCACCUCCAUUGAUGCUUCCACGAGCCCCUCCACCUCUGGAGCCACCUCCUCUGCUCCCUCCAUUACUGAAGGCAUCUUCACCCCAGCCCCAACCACCUCCACUGGAGCCACCUCAACUGAGGUGACCUCAACCAGUGCCACAACCACCUCUGCUGAUGCCUCCACGAUGUUCUUGACCACUGCAGCCACCUCAACUGCUCCCAUGUCCACAAGGGUGACCUCCACACCAGCCCCAACCACCUCUGUUGAUUCCACCACGAGCUUCUCAACCACUGGAGCCACCUCCUCUGCUGUCACCACCAGUGAGCUGACCUCCACCAGUGCCCCAAUCACCUCUAUUGAUGCAUCCACCUCAUUCACCACCAUUGGAGCCAUCUCCACGGCUGUCACUUCCAUAGAGGAGACCUCCAUGACAGCCACAACCACUCCAACAGAGCCUUCUACCUCCUUCUCCAGUUAUGGAACUACCUCCUCUUCUGUCACCUCCACACUGGGGACCUCCACAGCGUCUCCAACCACCUCUGUUGAUGCCUCCACCUUAUUCACCACCAUUGGAACCACCUCCAGUGCUGCUACCUCCAAUGAAGUGACCUCCACCAAUGCUCCAACCACCUCAGUAGAGCCUCCUACCUCCAUCUCCAUCACUGGAACCUCCUCUGAUGUCACCUCCAUCCAUGUGACCUCCACGGCAGCUCCAACCACCACUCUUGAUGCCUCCAGCACCUUCUCCACCUCUGGAGCCAGCCCCACUGUUCCAGCCUUCACUGAGUGGACCCAAACGUCUUCCACAGCCACCUCAGGUGUUUCCUCCACGAUCUCCUCCACCACUGCAGCCUCUUCCACUGGUGUCACAUCCACUGAGGUCACCUCCAUGAGUGCCACAACCACCCCAGUCGAUUUCUCCAGCACCUUCUCCACCACUGGUUCCACCUCCAGCCCUCUCACGUCCACACUGGGGACCUCCACCAAUGCCCCAACCUCAACAGCAGAGCCUCCAACCUCCUUCUCCACCUCUGGAACCUCCUCCACUGCUGUCACUUUCACUGAGGUGACCUCCACAACAGCCCCAACCACCUCUAUUGAUGCUUCCACGAGCUCCUCCACCACUGGAGCCUCCUCCGCUGCUGUCACCACCAAUGAGGUGACCCCAAUGUCUUCCACAGCCACUCCAAUGGACACCUCCACACUCUUCUCCACCACUGGAGCCACCUCCUCUGCUGCCCCCUCCCAUGUGGUCACCUCCAUCAGUGCCACAACCAUCUCAACAGAGCCUCCAGCCUCCUUCUCCACCUCUGGUGCACCCUCCUCUGCUCCCUCCAUCACUGAGGGCAUCUUCACCCCAGCCCCAACCACCUCCACUGGAGCCAUCUCAACUGAGGUGAGCUCAACCAGUGCCACAACCACCUCUGCUGAUGCCUCCACGAUGUUCGUGACCACUGCAGCCACCUCAAGUGCUCCCAUGUCCACAGGGGUGACCUCCACACCAGCCCCAACCACCUCUGUUGAUGCCACCACGAGCUUCUCCACCUCUGGAGCCACCUCCUCUGCUGUCACCACCAAUGAGCUGACCUCCACCAGUGCCCCAAUCACCUCUAUUGAUGCAUCCACCUCAUUCACCACCAUUGGAGCCACCUUCACGGCUGUCACUUCCAUAGAGGAGACCUCCAUGCCAGCGACAACCACUCCAACAGAGCCUCCUACCUCCUUCUCCACUUAUGGAACCACCUCCUCUUCUGUCACCUCCACACUGGGGACCUCCACAGCAUCUCCAACCACCUCUAUUGAUGCCUCCAGCACCUUCUCCAUCUCUGGAGCCACUUCCUCUGCUGUCACCUCCAAUGUGGUCACCUCCAUCAGUGACACAACCACCUCUGUUGAUGCCUCCACCUCAUUCACCACCAUUGGAGCCACCUCCAGUGCUGCCACCACCGACAAGGUGACCUCCACCAAUGCUCCAACCACCUCAGUAGAGCCUCCUACCUCCAUCUCCAUCCCUGCAACCUCCUCUGCUGUCACCUCCAUCCUUGUGACCUCCACGGCAGCUCCAACCACCACUCUUGAUGCCUCCAGCACCUUCUCCACCUCUGGAGCCAGCUCCACUGGUCCAGCCUUCACUGAGGGGAUCCCAAUGUCUUCCACAGCCACCUCAGGUACUUCCUCCACGCUCUCCUUGACCACUGCAUCCUCUUCCACCGGUGUCACAUCCACUGAGGUCACCUCCAUGAGUGCCACAUCCACCCCAGUCGAUGUCUCCAGCACCUUCUCCACCACUGGUUCCACCUCCAGCCCUCUCACGUCCACACUGGGGACCUCCACCAAUGCCCCAACCUCAACAGCAGAGCCUCCAACCUCCUUCUCCACCUCUGGAACCUCCUCCACUGCUGUCACCUUCACUGAGGUGACCUUCACAACAGCCCCAACCACCUCCAUUGAUGCUUCCACGAGCCCCUCCACCUCUGGAGCCACCUCCUCUGCUCCCUCCAUUACUGAAGGCAUCUUCACCCCAGCCCCAACCACCUCCACUGGAGCCACCUCAACUGAGGUGACCUCAACCAGUGCCACAACCACCUCUGCUGAUGCCUCCACGAUGUUCUUGACCACUGCAGCCACCUCAACUGCUCCCAUGUCCACAAGGGUGACCUCCACACCAGCCCCAACCACCUCUGUUGAUUCCACCACGAGCUUCUCAACCACUGGAGCCACCUCCUCUGCUGUCACCACCAGUGAGCUGACCUCCACCAGUGCCCCAAUCACCUCUAUUGAUGCAUCCACCUCAUUCACCACCAUUGGAGCCAUCUCCACGGCUGUCACUUCCAUAGAGGAGACCUCCAUGACAGCCACAACCACUCCAACAGAG